Molecule: messenger RNA, 1647 nt
Organism: Penicillium expansum
Lineage: Eukaryota; Fungi; Ascomycota; Eurotiomycetes; Eurotiales; Aspergillaceae
Product: spermidine synthase
Exons: 3
Coding region: 1-1647 (548 amino acids)
Source: RefSeq, a predicted model, not a curated record
AUGUCUUUCCAGGACAUGUUGCAGCACAUUGAUGCCCGCCGGUUCACUACCGGUGUGGUUUUGCUGAUCCUGCUUGCCUUCUACUCGCCCCUUUCAAAGCUUGUCUUGUCUCCAACAUAUGGAUCAUUCCCCGCGCAUAUCUUCCAUAGUUUUGGAGUGGCCAUCUCCGGCGGAGUCGGAUGGCUACUGAAAGAUAAGAUCCUCAAGCGCCUGGGUCGUCUCGGUGGUUUCAUGCUCCCUGUGUUGGCAUUCUGGGUUCCGACUCUCCAGUACUUCAUCAAGCAGCAAAGCUCUAAGAUUGGCAACCCCACAGGCCCAGUGAUCACGGAGCUUUGUGGUUACUAUCCUUUGGUGCUGUUGACUGUCGCCUAUGCCGGAAAGCAAAUACAGACUGCUUUGAGACUCGAGGCGCAGGGCGACGUGAUCGCUGAGCAUGUGCCCUUGAUAGGUACAUAUAUUUUCUAUUCGGCUGGCGAUCACAUUGCCCAAUAUAUUCUUUCAUGGAUUGUUGGUACUUCGGUCUUUUUCACCAGAGUCGGCAUGCAAAUGCUCCUCGCUGCCGCUUACGCUGCGCUCAUCCCGUCAAAAUGGCUAGUCCUGGCCAUUCCCUCUAUAAUUUUCUCGGUGACCUCAAACGUCCAUUUCGCUGGAAUUAGUGGUGUCAAUUCUGCAAUUGAGCACGAAGGGUACGCUCUCUUGGCACGACAGGAAGCCUACACAGGAUACAUCUCUGUUUUGGAAAACCUGAAUGACGGAUUCCGCGUUAUGCGUUGCGAUCACAGUCUGCUCGGUGGACAGUGGACCAGGCUGGCACCAGGCUACCGGCCUGAGGUGGAAGAUCCUAUCUAUGCAAUCUUCGCCAUGCUCGAGGCUGUCCGUCUAGUUGAGCCGGAUCAUGGUAUUCCCCGCGUUGACGCCGACAGCAAGGCGCUGGUCAUUGGUCUUGGAAUCGGCACCACACCCUCUGCGCUCAUCAAACAUGGUAUUGAAACUACCAUUGUCGAAAUUGACCCUGUUGUGCACAAGUUCGCCACUCAGUAUUUCAACCUUCCGCCCAACCACAUUCCCGUCAUUGAAGACGCCGUAAAAUUCGUCAAGAAGGCAGAGUCUUCCCCCAAUACACCCCAGUAUGACUACAUUGUCCACGAUGUAUUCACCGGAGGCGCUGAGCCCGCCGAACUCUUCACAUACGAGUUCCUGUCAGGCCUCUACUCGCUCCUCAAGGAAGACGGUGCCAUUGCCAUUAACUACGCCGGUGACUUGACCCUUUAUCCAACCGGUCUCGUCGUACGCACCAUCAAGGCCGUCUUCCCAUCUUGCCGCAUCUUCCGCGAAGAACCCGCCGGAGAGGACGAAGAUACUGACUUCACCAACAUGGUUCUGUUCUGCAAGAAGAGCUCCGACGCACCGAUUCAAUUCCGUGACCCUGUCCCGGCGGACUUCCUGCGCAGCAAGUCUCGUGAAAGCUAUCUUGUUCCCAAGCACGAACUGGACCCUGCCAUCUUUGCCUCUUGGCCCAAGGCUGGCAGAUCGCUUCUGUGGGCGAAGGAGGUCGGAAGAUUGUACAAGUACCAGGAUCGCAGUGCGCUCAAGCACUGGUCUAUUAUGCGCAAGGUUCUGCCUGAUGCCGUGUGGGAGAACUGGUGA